AUGGAUGAAUAUAAAGACGAGAGUAUGAUGAGUGAGCUUCAAAAACCAGCGAUUAUGCUUGGACAAACGUACGAGGAAAUGAAUGAUUUAGUUGGACAUCUAUUCAAUGAGUCAAAAUACAACAAAAUCCUAAGACCAUUACAAAACCAAUCAAAUAAAAUACAGGUAAAUAUUACUAAGUAUCUCAAAAGAGUGGAAUACUUUGACAUCACAACGGGGGAAGCACUUAUAUCCGCCUUCUUUGAAAUCAGCUGGAAAGACGAAUAUCUAACAUGGGACCCUCUUCGAUAUGGCGGAAUAAAAAGUAUUCAACUUCCAAAAGGUAAAUUCUGGCAACCGGAGUUUAAAUUGAUGAGUGGACUUCGCAAUGAUGCGUUUUCAAUUUACAGUAAUGGCGUAUUUCCCGCUUUGGUUGAGUACAAUGGAGAUGUUAUAAUGGUUUCGGGAGGUACGUACGACACAAGAUGCGACGUUGAUACAACACUGUAUCCAUUUGAUAUUCAUCAUUGUAAUUUUAAUAUCAUAGUGUCUAAUUAUGGCGCAAAUGAAUUAAUAAUUCACUCGCCUUCAAGUAACAUUGAUGAACUUGAGGAAAACGACGAAUGGGUCAUUGAAAGUUUAAAUACAGCAGUUUCUCUAAGUAAAGAAAAAAGAAUUGGAAAAGUUUCUGUUCCAAUGGUUUGGAUGUCUUUGACUUUGAAGAGAAGACCGGCGUUCAUUAUCAUUAACAUUUAUACACCUUUAAUGCUUAUGACAUUUCUUAAUAUGGCGACAUGUCACGUUAGACCAGAUUCGGGAGAAAGACUGUCAUUUGCAAUUACAUUAUAUUUAUCAUUAGUAUUUUCUGCAACUGCAGCAAUAGAGAAGAUACCAAAUAAUUCAUUGCGUAUGCCAUGUAUGUCAUAUGAAGUACUUAUAAUAAAUCUAAUCAAUACAAUUGGGGUGGCGUGGAGUAUAUUUAUUGUUAACUUGGCUAGUAUACAAGUAAUUGAUCAGAGGAAAGUCCCGAGCCUAAUUUUAAACAUGGUUGUGAAAAGGAGGCAAAAUAAAACAUGUCUGUUUAAUAAAAUUGAGUCUGGUAGAGAAACGGAGCAGACAAUGGAAUCGAAUGAAAAUGAAGAGGUACAUAGUAUCAAGGAUGGUAUUGAAAAAAAUCCAAAUAUUUCUAAAAAUAAGUUUCAACAUGAUAUCAGCGGACGUGAAGUUGCUGAUGUGGCUGAUAAUUUAUUCUUUUGGUUACUUGCGCUUUCAAUUAUAUUUCUCAAUGUCACUAUUGUUUCCGUUUUAAUCGGCACCUGGGCACAAUCAUAG
This is a messenger RNA of Ruditapes philippinarum (Manila clam), 1311 nucleotides long. RefSeq names its product neuronal acetylcholine receptor subunit beta-3-like. The record is from RefSeq and is a predicted model, not a curated record. Gene Ontology annotation, cellular component: membrane; neuron projection; synapse. The transcript has 3 exons. Gene Ontology annotation, biological process: monoatomic ion transmembrane transport; chemical synaptic transmission; regulation of membrane potential. The coding region runs from base 1 to 1311 and encodes 436 amino acids. NCBI's taxonomy places the organism in Eukaryota, Metazoa, Mollusca, Bivalvia, Venerida, Veneridae. Gene Ontology annotation, molecular function: neurotransmitter receptor activity; extracellular ligand-gated monoatomic ion channel activity; transmembrane signaling receptor activity.